AUGGAAACUGUCAAGCACGCCGCCAACUACGUCUCCGAGUCCAUCCAGGGCACCGGUGCUGAGGCUUCCAAGGAGACCAACAAGCAGAUCGCCAAGGAUGACGACGCCAAGCUGACCACCCGUGCCACCGCUGCCAAGGAUGCCGUCGUUGACAAGAAGGACGAGAAGACUCACGAUACCAAGGCCGAUCUCCACAAGGAGCAGGCUAAGCACUCGUAA
Molecule: messenger RNA, 219 nt
Organism: Penicillium cinerascens
Lineage: Eukaryota; Fungi; Ascomycota; Eurotiomycetes; Eurotiales; Aspergillaceae
Exons: 3
Coding region: 1-219 (72 amino acids)
Source: RefSeq, a predicted model, not a curated record